Molecule: messenger RNA, 1350 nt
Organism: Melospiza georgiana
Lineage: Eukaryota; Metazoa; Chordata; Aves; Passeriformes; Passerellidae
Gene: SELENOI
Product: selenoprotein I
Exons: 10
Coding region: 1-1350 (449 amino acids)
Biological process (GO): phosphatidylethanolamine biosynthetic process
Cellular component (GO): Golgi apparatus; endoplasmic reticulum membrane
Molecular function (GO): ethanolaminephosphotransferase activity
Source: RefSeq, a predicted model, not a curated record
AUGGGGCCCUCCCGGCCGCCAGGCGGCGCCAUCGCGGCGGGGCGGGGAGCGGUGACGUCACUGCCACGCCGGGUGGGCCGAUGCGGCGGCGGCGGCACCGGGAGCAGCGGGAACGGCCCCGGGAACAGCGGGAACAGCGGCACCGGGAGCGCCGGUAGCACUGCGAACGGCGGCAGCGGCAACAGCGGGAGCGCCAGCAUGGAGUACGUGAGCCCCGAGCAGCUGGCCGGCUUCAGCAAGUACAAGUACAGCGCCGUGGACAGCAACCCCCUGUCCCUGUAUGUCAUGCAUCCCUUCUGGAACGCCAUCGUGAAGAUCUUCCCUACCUGGCUGGCCCCAAAUUUGAUAACGUUUUCUGGCUUCCUGCUGCUUGUCUUCAACUUCUUCCUCAUGGCAUACUUCGACCCUGACUUUUAUGCUUCUGCUCCUGAUCACCAGCAUGUUCCAAAUGGUGUGUGGAUCGUGGUGGGGCUCCUCAACUUCAUGGCCUACACAUUAGAUGGUGUUGAUGGGAAGCAGGCACGCCGGACCAACUCCAGCACCCCCCUGGGAGAGCUCUUUGACCACGGCCUGGACAGCUGGGCCUGCGUGUACUUUGUGGUCACCGUGUACUCCACCUUCGGCCGGGGCUCCACCGGCGUCAGCGUCUUCGUGCUCUACCUCCUGCUGUGGGUGGUCUUGUUUUCCUUCAUCCUCUCCCACUGGGAGAAGUAUAACACAGGGAUUCUCUUCCUGCCCUGGGGAUAUGACGUCAGCCAGGUGACCAUUUCAAUUGUCUACAUAGUGACAGCCUUUGUGGGAGUUGAGGCCUGGUAUGCACCUUUCCUGUUUAAUUUCUUAUAUAGAGACCUAUUCACUGCAAUGAUUAUUGCCUGUGCCCUCACUGUGACCCUGCCCAUGAGCCUGUACAACUUCUACAAGGCCUAUAAAAAUAACACCUUGAAGCACCACUCUGUGUAUGAAAUCCUGCUGCCCCUGGUGUCCCCGGUGUUGCUGUUCCUGCUCUGCACCACCUGGAUCUUCCUGUCCCCCACUGACAUCCUGGAGGUCCAGCCCAGGCUCUUCUAUUUCAUGGUUGGAACAGCCUUUGCCAACAUCUCUUGCCAGCUGAUCGUGUGCCAGAUGAGCAGCACACGGUGCCAGCCCCUCAACUGGAUGCUGCUGCCCAUCGCGGCCGUGCUGCUCCUGGUGGUGUCUGGGCUGGCUCCAGGCAGUGAAACGCUCCUGCUGUACCUGCUGACAGCCUUCCUCACCCUGGCACACAUCCACUACGGAGUGGUCGUGGUGAGCCAGCUGAGCAGGCACUUUAACAUCCGGCCCUUCUCCCUACGGAAGCCCACUCCGGACUGA